Oppiella nova is the source of this 1173-nucleotide messenger RNA. Lineage: Eukaryota; Metazoa; Arthropoda; Arachnida; Sarcoptiformes; Oppiidae. The record is from the annotation of a GenBank genome assembly.
GUUUUCAUGAAAUGAACUCUAUUUUCAAACUAAACCUCAUUUCGUAUAUAAAUUGAACGCAACUCUUGAGCUCACGUUAAGUCAAUGUUUGGCAGAAAAUUCAUAACAUAUUUGUCUGUAAUUAACAAAAACGCAAAACUUCCCAAAGUUUGUGUCAACGCAUACGCCAUACGAAGAAUGUCGACCAACAGUCACUACAAACAGAUCCAAGUAUUCAACUACUCGACCGACUUCGCUGAGGCGACUAAAAUAGUUUCCCUGCCUUUAGUGGAUCCCAAAAGUGAUGAAAUACUUGUGAAGAAUCUCUUUGUGGGCAUCAAUGCCACGGAUCUGAACAUCACUGCCGGACGCUAUUUCAAACACUCGGACCCGCCCUAUCCUCUGGGGAUUGAAGCUCUGGGACUAAUUGUUAAGACUGGAAGUGCUAUCAAGAACUACAGUGUCGGCCAGUACCUGGUUGUCAAAUGUGGUAGUGGUCAAAUAAGGGGAUAUUCAGAGUCUGUCCGAAGGCUCGCAUUUGGCUUCAGGAGAAAAAGUGUUGAUUACGGCAGCGGCGGAGGUGUCGGACAUAUCGCCGCCCAAUGGGCUCUACUGAAGGGCUGUCACGUAAUCGCCACCACAUCUAACGACAAGAAACAGGAGUUCCUCAAAGAGUUGGGUUGUCAUCGGGUUAUCAAUUAUAAGACCGAGAAUUUGGAUCAAGUCUUGAACACUGAAUAUCCGGGGAUAGGGCGGGUCCGAGUGUUUGAAAUAACGUCCGGCAGUGAUGUUCAGAUCCGUGGCAUUGAUGCCCACAAAGAGAUUCUUCACAAGCAGCGAAACUAUUUUAGUCGCCUCAGCGAAGUUGGUCGAGUAGUUCAACACUUGGAUCUGUUUGUAGUGACUGUUGGCAGACAUUCUUCGUAUGGCUUAUUAUGCGAGUCCUCAACGGUUAAAUACUUAACCCUGGACUUCUCAAUACAGGCCAGUUUGACGUAUGUCUGUCCACUCGGUGGAGGGAAUAUCAUUUUGGACUUCUCUGAGACAUUAGUCUCAGUGCACAGGCUUUUGCAGCAUUUGUACAGUAAUACUAAGACCACCAGUAAUGUGAGGAAAGGUCACUAUAAUUGUCUCGAACCACCACUCGGUGUCCGAAAUCUGGUGAUAAUUACGGUCCAAAUGAGCGACCGUUGA